Molecule: messenger RNA, 1524 nt
Organism: Gregarina niphandrodes
Lineage: Eukaryota; Apicomplexa; Conoidasida; Eugregarinorida; Gregarinidae
Product: importin subunit alpha
Exons: 1
Coding region: 1-1524 (507 amino acids)
Biological process (GO): NLS-bearing protein import into nucleus
Cellular component (GO): cytoplasm; nucleus
Molecular function (GO): nuclear import signal receptor activity; protein binding
Source: RefSeq, a predicted model, not a curated record
AUGGAGAGCCGUAUUGAUACGAGGCGGAAGGACUUUAAGAAGUCGUUUGAGGAUCCGUUGCGUUUGCGUGAGAGUGAGCAGGUGCAGAUCCGUAAGGCGGCCCGUGAGGCUCGUUUGAAUAAGAAGAGGAUGGAAGCAUCGCCGGCGCCGGGUGUUGUAUCUCAAGAGGCUAGUUCAGUGACGAGUAUACCAGUGGAGGUAUGUGAGGCAUUGGCAUCAGAUGAUAGAGAUCGACAGUGUGAGGCAGCGAAGGAGAUUCGCCACAUGUUGUCGUUACAUUCCAAUCCACCUAUCCAGCCAGUGAUUGAUGCUGGUUUGGUACCUCGAUUUAUGGAGUUGCUUCGCAUGGAUUCAAGGCCAGAUGUGCAAUUUGAAGCGGCAUGGGCGUUGACUAACAUUGCGAGUGGUGAUUCUGCUCAGACGAGUGCAGUAGUACAAGCGGGUGCGAUACCUGAGUUUGUGAGAUUGUUGGAUUCUGAGCACCUACAGGUUAAGGAACAGAGUGUUUGGGCGCUGGGUAACAUCGCUGGGGACUGCAGACAGUUGCGUGAUGCUGUAAUUCAGGCAGGUGGUUUCUUCCCUAUUUUGCGCGAACUAAGACAAACGGAUCAGACGAGUAGGAUGUAUUUGUUGCGUUAUGCUACAUGGACGUUGAGUAACUUUUGUAGAGGUCCGAUGGCUGAGCCGUAUGAGAUUGUUCGUGAAGCUUUACCAGUUCUUCGUUCACUUCUAUACUCUAAUGACCCUGAAAUAAUCACAGACGCAUGUUGGUCAAUCAGUUACAUGAGUGAUACUAAUAAUGGACCCAAUAGUAACGUCAUUAAUGAGAUCAUCCGCAACGGAGUUUGCGGCAGACUUGUAGAAUUAUUAAGUCAUCGUUCACAUCUCGUUCAAACACCUGCAUUACGAGCUGUAGGUAAUAUUGUCACUGGUGACGACACACAGACACAAACUAUGAUAAGCUACGGCUGCAUACCGAAACUUAAGGAACUGCUUACAGCCUCGAUGAAACCUAUACGCAAAGAAGCAUGCUGGGCUCUCAGCAAUGUAACAGCUGGAAAUAAAACUCAGAUCCAGGAAGUUAUUGAAGCUGGAGUUCUACCUGUUAUAGCACAAGCACUAGCCAAUGAUGACUAUGAAGUACGCCGGGAAGCAGCCUGGUGCGUCGCUAAUGCCGCCUCUGGUGGCGCUGAACAACAGGUACGAGCUGUUGUUGAUGCCGAAUGCAUUGGACCACUUGUAUCUGUUCUCGACGCAAUCGAUCCAAAAGUCGCUGGCAUUGCUCUCGAAGCCAUUGAAAACAUACUCAAGGUUGGCAAAAAACGUCAAAUAGACGAAAACCUACCUUGCAACCCUUAUGCUGAAAAACUCGAAGAGGCAGAAGCAUUCCCUAAAUUAGAAAAACUACAAUUCAUUGGCAAGACCACCAUACAAACUAGAGCCAUACAUAUCAUGACAGAAUACCUCGAAGCAUACGUAGAUGAACCUGCCAGACCAACUGGCUUCGGUGGUAUGGCCAAUUAG